AUGAGCUUAUCUCUGAGUCUGUGGAGGAGAAAGCAGGUGUGGAUACAAUGGAAUCAGUCCUUAGGGAUCUGGACGAUUGGAGUGAUGAUGAUGAGCAUGAGGAAGAAUCUGUGGAGAAGGUAUCAGAAAUCAAGGCUCGCUACUAUGAGGAGCUGGGCACUAGUGCGACAAAACCAGUAUCAUCUUUGACACAGUCCCCGGUGCUAGAACUUAAACCAUUGCCUAGCCAUUUAAAAUAUGCCUAUCUUGGAAUAGAUGAUACUUUGCCAAUAAUUAUCUCUUCUUCCUUGACAGGUGAUCAGGAGCAACAGCUCCUAAGCGUGCUGAGAGAGCACAAGGAGGCAAUAGGAUGGACUAUUGCAGAUAUCAAAGGGAUCAGCCCUUUGAUUUGCACUCACAGGAUAAUGUUGGAAGCUGAGUGCAAACCCAUAGUGCAACCACAGAGGCGACUUAACCCAACUCUCAAAGAGGUAGUGAAGAAAGAAGUGCUUAAACUGUUGGAUGCAGGUAUUAUCUAUCCUAUCUCAGAUAGUAAAUGGGUUAGUCCUGUUCAAGUAGUGCCCAAAAAGGGUGGUAUGACUGUGGUUAAAAAUGAGGUCAAUAAAUUAAUCCCGACUCGUACUGUGACUGGGUGGAGAGUUUGUAUAGAUUACAGGAAACUAAAUGAUGCUACCCGUAAAGACCAUUUCCCCCUCCCCUUCAUUGAUCAGAUGCUAGAAAAACUUGCAGGGCAUGAUUAUUAUUGUUUUCUAGAUGGUUAUUCUGGUUACAAUCAGAUUCAUAUAGCACCCGAGGACCAGGAGAAAACCACAUUUACUUGUCCUUAUGGCACUUUUGCCUUUAGGAGAAUGCCUUUCGGUCUCUGUAAUGCACCUGCCACUUUCCAGAGGUGCAUGAUGUCUAUAUUUUCUGACAUGUUAGAGAAUUUUAUUGAAAUAUUUAUGGAUGAUUUCUCUGUUUUUGGGAAGUCAUUUGAAUCUUGUCUGACAAAUUUAGGCUGUGUGCUUAAAAGAUGUAAGGAGACUAAUCUGCUUCUGAACUGGGAGAAAUGUCAUUUUAUGGUAAGAGAGGGUAUAGUCUUAGGUCACAAGGUGUCAAAGAAAGGGAUUGAAGUUGAUCGAGCAAAAGUGGAGAUAAUAGAGAAGUUGCCACCACCCACUUCAACAAAAGGAGUAAGGAGCUUCUUAGGACAUGCUGGCUUCUACAGGAGAUUUAUCAAGGACUUUUCUAAAAUCUCUAGACCUCUUUGUAAUUUACUUGAAAAAGAUUCUGCUUUUGUUUUUAAUGACAAUUGUUUGCAGGCAUUCAAUUUAUUGAAGGAGAAACUCACUUCUGCACCAGUGAUCGUUGCACCUAAUUGGGAGCUUCCGUUUGAGCUGAUGUGUGAUGCCAGCGACUAUGCUGUAGGAGCAGUACUUGGGCAAAGGAGAGGUAAGGUAUUUCAUGCAAUAUACUAUGCUAGUAGAACUUUAAAUGAGGCCCAAAAGAACUAUGCCACAACUGAAAAGGAGCUUUUAGCAGUCAUAUUUGCAUGUGACAAGUUUCGGCCUUAUCUGAUAGGUUCUAAGAUCAUAGUAUACACAGACCAUGCUGCCCUGAAAUAUUUGUUUGCCAAAGCUGAUGCUAAACCUAGGCUAAUUCGUUGGAUUCUACUGCUACAAGAAUUUGACCUGGAAAUUAGAGACACAAAGGGAACUGAAAAUGUAGUGGCUGAUCACUUAUCCCGUUUGGAAUCUGAUUGUUUAGAUUCACCCAUUAAUGAAAAGUUCCCUGAUGAACAAUUGCAUGUAGCAGAAAUCCAAGGAUUACCUUGGUAUGCUGAUAUAGUCAAUUACAUGGUUAGCAACAUCACACCAUAUGGUUUGUCAUCUCAACAGAAAAAGAAAUUUUUGCAUGAUGUGAAAUACUAUUUUUGGGAUGAACCAUAUCUGUUUAAAUAUUGUGCUGACCAAGUAAUUAGACGCUGUGUGCCUGAAACUGAGACUUGUGGACAGGUUGAGGUGUCCAAUAGGGAAAUAAAGCGUAUCUUAGAGAAAACAGUCAAUGCAUCUAGGAAAGAUUGGUCUUUAAAACUUGAUGAUGCAUUGUGGGCUUACAGGACAGCUUUCAAAACCCCCAUAGGAAUGUCCCCAUACAAGAUUGUUUAUGGUAAAUCAUGUCACCUACCAGUAGAGCUUGAGCACAAAGCAUAUUGGGCCAUAAAAUACCUUAACUUUGAUUUACAAGCUGCAGGUGAAAAGAGAUUGCUCCAAUUGAAUCAGAUGGCUGAGAUGAGAGAGGAAGCAUAUGAAAAUGCUAGGAUAUACAAGGAGCGAGCCAAGCGAUGGCAUGAUAGGAACAUCCUAAAGCGAGAGUUUUUGCCUGGUCAUAAAGUCCUAUUAUACAACUCUCGCUUGAAGUUGUUCCCAGGUAAGUUAAAAUCUCGAUGGUCUGGACCAUUUGUUAUUUCUAAUGUUUUUCCCUAUGGUGCAGUUGAGCUGAAGUCAGAAGAUGACCGCACUUUUAAAGUAAACGGUCAUCUUCUCAAGCAUUACUUUGAAGGGGAAAAUAUUGAUGGUGAUGCCACUACGGUGGAUCUAGCAAAUUCGGUUGAAGAAUUGGAAAAGUCGAACUAGCGACUAUAAACUAAGUGCUUCAUGGGAGGCAGCCCAU
Messenger RNA from Punica granatum (pomegranate), 2652 nucleotides. NCBI's taxonomy places the organism in Eukaryota, Viridiplantae, Streptophyta, Magnoliopsida, Myrtales, Lythraceae. The record is from RefSeq and is a predicted model, not a curated record.